CAAGUCUUCCGCAAUCGUUCCACGAUUCCAUAUCGCGCGGAGAUCGCAGUCGUAACGAAAGGUACCCGUGAGUUCGUUGCAUCCGCGAUGAAGAGCCACAGUUUCGUCGCCGUUCUACUGUGCGCGGCUUUUGGACUGUUCGAGUGUCUCGGGCAAGAUGUCAAUCUGGGAGUCGGCACUGCGAAGUUCGGGGAACGGUGCGUGAGGGACCGCAACUGCAUUCCCCAUGCGUUCUGCUGGGGGCAGACGACUUGCGUCUGCGAGACCUAUUAUUCGCCUACUCUUGACAAAGCCAUGUGCAUCCCGACCGAGGGGGCGCCUUGUGCCGAUAACAAUAGCUGCGGAUCGAUGACUAACGCCAGGUGUAGACAAGGGAAAUGCGCCUGCCAGGACACCUAUGUUUUGGACAACAGGAACUCGUCGAAUUGCAUUAGCAGGCCGACAAAGGAGGGCGAUCGUUGUCAAAGGGAAGACGACUGUCAGGAUGCGCUAGGUCGGGCAAUGUGCAUCGACGAACUUUGCCGGUGCCUCUCGAAUUACCAUUUUGUUAACCAGACGGGAAAAUGUGAACAGACGCGAUACAUGUACAACUCCUGUAAGAAUGAUUACGACUGCAAGAGUCACGACGACAGGCUGCUCGAAUGCAGGCGAGGCGAGUGCCUUUGCAAACUAGGAGAACCGGACUGCAGCAAAGCCUCCUUGCACGCGAUCGUCGGAGGUCCCGUGAUACUCCUAGCGAUUCUACUUAGGCUAGUCUGAAUUCGGUUUUCUAUAUUUCUUGUCUGUCAAAUAAAC
Messenger RNA from Nomia melanderi (Alkali bee), 795 nucleotides. RefSeq lists its product as uncharacterized. NCBI's taxonomy places the organism in Eukaryota, Metazoa, Arthropoda, Insecta, Hymenoptera, Halictidae. The record is from RefSeq and is a predicted model, not a curated record.